This is a messenger RNA of Lontra canadensis (Northern American river otter), 3314 nucleotides long. It is a transcript of the gene RTN3, whose product is annotated as reticulon 3. Bases 203 to 3313 code for a protein of 1036 amino acids. Gene Ontology annotation, cellular component: neuron projection; postsynaptic density. The record is from RefSeq and is a predicted model, not a curated record. NCBI's taxonomy places the organism in Eukaryota, Metazoa, Chordata, Mammalia, Carnivora, Mustelidae. Gene Ontology annotation, biological process: neuron differentiation; brain development; endoplasmic reticulum tubular network formation. The transcript is spliced from 9 exons.
GAGAGCCCUUUGUGCGCCUGCGCGCUCGCGCUCCCGCCCUCUCGCUGCGCUCGGCUGAGUCAGUCAGUCUGCUGGAGUCUGUCCUCGGAGCAGGAGGAGCGAAGGGACUUCUGAGAGCCAGCUGCUUGAUUAUUUUCUUUCCCCUCCCUCUCUCCCGCCCCGCAUCUCUCUUCAUCCCUUUCCUGCCCUUGCUCGCGCAGUCAUGGCGGAGCCGUCGGCGGCCACUCAAUCCCCGUCCGUCUCCUCGUCGUCCUCCGGGGCCGAACCCUCGGCGCCCGGUGGCGGGAGCCCUGGAUCCUGCCCCGCCCUGGGGGCGAAGAGCUGCGGCUCCUCCUGUGCGGAUUCCUUUGUUUCUUCCUCUUCCUCUCAGCCUGUAUCUCUAUUUUCGACCUCACAAGAGGGAUUGAGCUCUCUUUGCUCUGAUGAGCCACCUUCAGAAAUUAUGACUUCCUCCCUUUUUUCGUCUUCUGAAAUGCAUAAUACUGACCUUAAGAUACCACAUGGAGAAAAAAGCAAUGUGUUAGGCAGCCAGCCUAUUUUAGCCAAAGAAGGAAAAGACUGUUUGGCCCUCCUAGAUGCGAAAAAAAUGGAAAAGCCUCAAGGGACCAAUAAAGGCAUAGCAUACUCCCCAGUUUCUGUUGCAGAAGGCGUUGAGUAUAACCGUCCUUCCAUUCCAGCCAGUUUCCCAGAUCGACCUGCUUUUCUCUCAAAGGAAGUUGGUCUAAUGGAACAGCAAAUAAAUAAAGAUCAUGAGUCCAAGAACCCAAAUGAGGUAGCAGGUACAGAUGAUAAAACUGGCUUGGAUGUUGAUGACAAGUUCACUUUGCCUACAGCCCAGAAACCACUCACCCAGGAGCCUAAGGCACAAGGCAUUUGUACAUAUUCCUUAUCCCCAUCUGAAGUUUCAGGAGGUGAUCUUACUGAAAAGGAUUCCCCUGAGUCACCAUUUGAAGUAAUUAUUGACAAAGAAGCAUUUGACAAAGAAUUUAAAGAUGCAUAUAAGGAGAGCACAAAUGAGUUUGGUAGCUGGGCGGUGCACACUGAUAAAGAAUCGUCUGCAGACAUUUUGUUGGAGUCUAAUGACAAAUUAUUUCCACUGAGAAGUAAAGAGGCAGGGCGUUACCCAACUUCUGCAUUGCUCACUAGACAGUUUUCGCAUACAACUGCAGCGCUGGAAGAAGUGUCUAGAUGUGUGAAUGAUAUACAUAACUUUACUAAUGAAAUACUGACUUGGGAUUUGGUUCCCCAAGCAAAAGAAGAGAGCAAUAAAUCUGAUUACAUCACAAAAACUACAGGACUUGAUAGGAGUGAAUAUAAUUCAGAAAUCCCAGUUGUAAAUCUUAAAACUAAAGCUCACCAGAAAUUUCCCAUUUGUUCUAUUAAUGGGAGCACUCCCAUCAAAUCAGCAAGUGACUGGGCAACGACCUCUCUCCCCCAAGAAAAUGCUAUCAUUGAAAAACCUAUACCAGACUGUCUCCAUUCCGCAAAGGAAAUCAGUAUCAAAGGCGUGGGAGGCAAUGUGCAGAAAGAAGAUAAUACGCUUCCGGAGUUACCUAGAUCUCCUCUUGAGAAAGGUGUCUCUCUGGGUUCUGGAGUGGCCACUGUGAAAGUGGUCUUACCUGACGGCCACCUAAAAGGUGAAGUGAACUGGCAGAGCUCUAUAGCAGAAGCCACAGAGGCUGAUAGUUCUGGUGAGUCUGAUGACACAGUAAUAGAGGACGUCCCGACCAACGUUUCAUUGGAAAGUAACAAAAUUCAGGCUGAAAAACCCGUUUCCAUUGCAAGCACUAUUGUAAAAAGAGAUGAAAGAGAAAUCGAAGAGAUUGGCAGUUGCAGCAGGGAAAGUAAAACAUGUGAAACCUCUGAAGGGCCAGUCAGUGGCUCUGAGGCAGCACAAGUUCAGCCUGAUAGUCUUGAAAGGAGUGCCGCUGGGGAGGGGGCAAGUUCCCAAGUACCUGAUCCGAAUGGCACGUCAGGAGACGCGGAGCAGCCCGGCAGCGUGAGCGAAGUUGCUCCUGAAAAGCCUGUUGCAACUGAGAAGCCCAAACUUCCUUCAGUUCUGUCUCCAAGUGUUCUUAAGGAGAGCGAAUUCUCACUACGUGUGACAAGGUCUGCCUAUUUGGAAUCCGUACAUGAAAAAAGUGUUAAAAAUGCAGAUGAUUCUUCCCCAGAGGACCUGAUGGCAGCCUUUACAGAAACCAGAGAGGAAGGAAUUGCAGAUAAAUGUGCAGGAAAUGCCUUUCAGGCAACAUCAGAGAAGACUUCGGACUUUAAAACAACUCUUGCUUUGGAAGUCUUGCCUGAAACUGAAUCAGGUGAUUCUGAAAUUAAAGGCGUAACAAGCAAACACCCUGAACAAAGCAGAGAGACUAACGGAAGUACGGUUCUGGAUGUUUUCCCUGCCCAAGGUACUCCAGCAGCAUCUCUUGACUUAGAACAGGAACAGCUCACAAUCAAAGCUCUUAAGGAGCUGAGUGAAAGGAAGGUUGAGAAGUCAGCUUCUGUACCGGGUAACGCAGAAUCUCCUCCUGAAGAAGUAUCCAAGCAGAUUUUCACACGUGAUCCAGAAUCUUCUUGGCUUCAGAGAUCGUCUGAUGUCCUAGAACACACAGAAGUUAAUGCUGGAUCUGAUCUUGGGAUUUCCAAGAAGCCCACAAUUAGCAAAGAAACCACUAGGGUAGAUACUAGUAAGACUGAAGUGGUAAACAAGCAAGUCCUAGCAAGACUUCUCACAGACUUCUCAGUGCACGAUCUGAUUUUCUGGCGAGAUGUGAAGAAGACGGGUUUUGUCUUCGGCACCACACUGAUCAUGCUGCUCUCCCUGGCAGCUUUCAGUGUCAUCAGUGUGAUUUCUUACCUCAUCCUGGCUCUUCUCUCUGUCACCAUCAGCUUCAGGGUCUACAAGUCUGUCAUCCAAGCUGUACAGAAAUCAGAAGAGGGCCAUCCGUUCAAAGCCUACCUGGAUGUAGACAUUACUCUGUCCUCCGAAGCUUUCCAUAAUUACGUGAAUGCUGCCAUGGUGCGCAUCAACAGAGCCCUGAAACUCAUUAUUCGUCUCUUUCUGGUGGAAGAUUUGGUUGACUCCUUGAAGCUGGCUGUCUUCAUGUGGCUGAUGACCUAUGUUGGUGCCGUUUUCAAUGGAAUCACCCUUCUGAUUCUCGCCGAACUGCUCAUUUUCAGUGUCCCCAUUGUCUAUGAGAAGUACAAGACCCAGAUCGAUCACUAUGUUGGCAUCGCCCGUGAUCAGACCAAGUCGAUUGUUGAAAAGAUACAAGCAAAACUCCCUGGAAUCGCAAAAAAAAAGGCAGAAUAAG